Molecule: messenger RNA, 1227 nt
Organism: Bathycoccus prasinos
Lineage: Eukaryota; Viridiplantae; Chlorophyta; Mamiellophyceae; Mamiellales; Bathycoccaceae
Product: iron-containing alcohol dehydrogenase
Exons: 1
Coding region: 1-1227 (408 amino acids)
Molecular function (GO): metal ion binding; alcohol dehydrogenase (NAD+) activity
Source: RefSeq, a predicted model, not a curated record
AUGAACCCUUUCGAGUUUACGACAGCCUCGCGAACGGUGUUUGAAAUCGAUGCGUUUGAAACGCGCGCGGUGAAGUUGAUCACAGAUUUAGCGAAGCAAGAAAACGCGACGAUCGAUUCGGAUGCGCAUCCCGGAAAAGUCCUAAUCGUGUGCGGGGAGUCGGAGAGAUUUUCAGCGCCUUUGAAGAAAAAGUUGAAAGAAGAAGCAAACGUUGAGUCGGUUGUCUUUCAUUGCCCGAAAGGCGAACCGACGGUACAGUCGGCGAUUGAUUGCACGAAAUUAGCGUCGGAGAGUAUGUGCGAACUCGUUGUCGCGGUAGGGGGUGGAACGGCGGUGGAUACCGGCAAGUGCGUGGCCGCGAUGUUGACCAACGGCGGCGCCGAGCGGGAUAUAUACGAUUUUCUCGAGGUGGUUGGAAAAGCGAUGCCGAUUGAAAAAAGACCGAGACCGUUCGUGGCGAUACCGACGACGGCUGGACCCGGAGCGGAGUUGACCAAGAAUAGCGUGCUCGAAGCUGGAGAUAGGAAAGUGAGCAUGCGUCAUCCGUUGAUGUUGCCGGAUUUGGUCAUCGUCGAUCCGAAAUUGACCGUGCAAAUGCCGAGGGACGUGACCGCGCACACCGGGUUGGACGCUCUGACGCAGUGCAUUGAACCGUACGUGUGUAAUUCUCCGAACCCAGUGACGGAUAGUUUGAGCAUGAGUGGUAUUAAAUUAGGCGCGAAGAGUUUACGAAGAUGUUUGGAACAGCCGGAGGAUAUAAACGCGAGGACGGAUAUGGCGUUAUGCGCCAUGUACGGAGGGAUGGCGUUGGCGAACGCCAAGUUAGGUGCGGUGCACGGAUUUAGCGGUACGCUGGGUGGUUUGCUACACGCGCCGCACGGGGCGAUUUGUGCGGCGUUGUUGCCACACUGCGUGAAAAUGAACGUGAAGUUGUUAGAGACGCGCGUGAUGGACGAGAAUCCGCAAAGUGCGAAAGAAGGUUUACGACGGUACGAAGAAGUAGCCAACGCGUGUUUAGGUAAAGACGACGCCACGGUCGCAGAAUUGGUAAAAUGGAUAGAAGAUUUAGUGUCAUUUUGCGGGGUGCCAAAGUUGAGCACGUUUGGCAUGAAAGACGAAGACGUCUCGGAGUCCGUCUCGAAGAGCAUGCAAAGUUCGAGCAUGAAGGGCAACCCGGUUGCUUUAACCGUCGAAGAGUUGGAAGAAAUGCUCAGGAAUGCUAUGUAA